Molecule: messenger RNA, 1371 nt
Organism: Fomitopsis serialis
Lineage: Eukaryota; Fungi; Basidiomycota; Agaricomycetes; Polyporales; Fomitopsidaceae
Product: actin-like protein ARP6
Exons: 9
Coding region: 1-1371 (456 amino acids)
Cellular component (GO): Swr1 complex
Molecular function (GO): nucleosome binding
Source: RefSeq, a predicted model, not a curated record
AUGAGGUCUUCCACGGUAAUCAUACUGGACAAUGGCGCAUCGACAAUAAAGGCAGGUGCAGUCGGUGUGCAUAACUCCGAUCCCAGGUGGGUUGCCGGGCUCAGGCUUACCAUUCCUAACCUCUCCGCGCUCAACCUGUGGGGAUGCAGGAUCAUCACCAACGCCAUAGUGCGCUCGAAGGGCGACAAGGCUACCUAUAUUGGUCAUGAGCUAGAGAAUUGCCGCGACUAUUCUUCGCUACACUAUCGCUUGCCUUUCGAGAAGGGGUAUCUAACAGACUGGGAUGCCGAAAAGGCUAUAUGGGACGGAAUCUUCUCCCAUGAGGUUCUCGCUGUGAACACGGCAGAGUCGUCACUCCUCAUCACCGAGCCCUAUUUUAACCUACCCAACAUACAAGACGUGUAUGACCAGUUCGUCUUCGAAGAGUACGACUUCCAAUCAUACUACCGCUGCGCACCCGCGUCUCUUAUACCGUACGGGAAGCUUUAUUCGAGCCCGGGCCAGCCUGCGCCGGAGUGCACGCUCGUGAUAGAUAGCGGCUUCAGUUUCACUCACGUUGUCCCCAUUCUCAAGGGGGCAGUUGUAUGGAACGCAGUCAGGCGCAUCGAUGUCGGUGGCAAGAUGCUCACAAACCACUUGAAAGAACUGGCGUCUUUUCGUCAAUGGAACAUGAUGGAUGAGACACACGUUGUCAAUGCCAUUAAAGAGAAGUGCUGUUAUGUGUCCACUGACUUCAAGAAAGACAUGGAGACUUCCCACCUCGAUCCAAGAAACAAUCUCAUUGCACAGCAGUACAUACUCCCGGACUUUUCGAUCAACCGGGCCGGGAGGGUGCGCCGACCAGACGAGCCACUUGAGGCGCAAGCCCAGGUGAUGCACAUGAACAACGAGAGGUUUACGGUGCCGGAGAUCCUCUUGCGCCCAGACGACAUUGGUCUAGGGCAGUCUGGCAUUGCCUCCACGGUGGCACAAAGUGUCGCCCUUCUUCCCAGGGACCUUCAGGGAAUGUUUUGGGCCCACAUUGGACUUAUUGGUGGGAAUGCCAAGUUUCCAGGAUUUCGCCAACGCCUCGAGUCUGAGCUGCGCGCGUUGGCCCCUGUCGAUUGCGAGGUCUCCAUUCAUAACUCAAAAGACCCAAUCCUGGAAUCGUACCGGUCUGGGGUGGCCUUUGCCAAGAAACCCGUGUUCGCGCAACAAGCGGUGACUCGAGCGGAGUACCUGGAAAUGGGAAGCAAUGCUUCUAGAAGGAAGUUCAGGGAUUGGAAGCCGGGCACUGUGGACGCGAGCAAUGGGCCUGCCAUUGAGCAAGCAAGCAGAAAGGGUCCUGUGAGGAAUCAGCGAAAUGAACGGGAUGACAGCGCACGCUCAUGA